AGUAAAUUUAUUUCAUUAUUAUAGUUAGACUAUUCUUAUGCAUUCAACUCGUUUUAUUUAUUUCAGAAAUGGUUCGGAACUACAAAAGAAAGACUGAACGUGGGUCAGCAACACCCCAACUAAUGCAGGAGGCUGCUGAUUUUGUUCGAAAUAAGAAUAAAUCAGUGAGAGAGUCCGCACAACUGUUUGGUGUCCACUACUCAACCUUACAACGAUUUAUUCACAAAACCUCUGGCAACACUGCUAAAAACAAUACACAUGUAGGAUAUGCCAAACCAAGACAAGUAUUUACAUGUGAGCAGGAAGAAGAAUUAGUAUCCUAUCUGAAAACAGCAGCAGCAAUUUAUUUUGGUUUUUCUCUGAGAGAAGUCAAGGAACUGGCUUUCAAAUGCGCCAAUGAAGCAAAGAUAGAAAUGCCUGAUAAUAGGCGCAAUGAUAAAUAUGCUGGAAAAGACUGGUUUUCAGGUUUCAUGAAGCGACAUGGACAAGAACUCUCAAUUAGACAACCUGAAGCGACAAGUUUGUCCAGAGCUACAAGUUUCAACAAGCAUAAUGUAGAUGAACAUUGGUUUUCUUCCACUUCUGCAUCAAUGGAACCCCAUCCUUCCUCUUCUACAGCCAGUGAACCCCUUCCUUCCACUUCAACUGCAGUAGGACCACAACCAGCAGUAGCUUCUUUCAUUACUGAUCAAGUUGAAACUGCAAAUGUUGGUGAGUCUUCCCUUUGCCCAGAAAAAAUCAUGCCACAUCCAAAAGCAACACCUCGGAAAAAGAAAUGUAAUACAGGCAGAAAAGCACGUAAAAGUGCCAUAUUAACAGACACACCUGAAAGAAAUGCUCUGUUUGCUGAAGCCAUUAAGAAAAAAAACAAAAAGAAUGAUGUCAAAGAAAAGAAAGCCACCAAGAAAAGGAAGCAGGAGUUUUUACACAAAGUUCGAUCCAAAAAACCUGUUGAAAAGUACGACAUAUCCAGCUCAGACGACGAAGACUGGUAUUGUCUGAUUUGUGUAGAACCAUAUUCCACUAGCAGGCCCCGGGAGAAAUGGAUUCAAUGUAGUACAUGCAGAGGAUGGUCUCAUGAGGAAUGUUUGGGAACAGAUGGAGGUAUAAUUUUAUAUUAUAUUUGUCAUAACUGUGAAUCUGAUGAUGAAUAAAUUUAAGGUUCAUCGG
Messenger RNA from Scylla paramamosain (green mud crab), 1170 nucleotides. RefSeq lists its product as uncharacterized. The record is from RefSeq and is a predicted model, not a curated record. Gene Ontology annotation, molecular function: DNA binding. The transcript has a single exon. The coding region runs from base 69 to 1154 and encodes 361 amino acids. Lineage: Eukaryota; Metazoa; Arthropoda; Malacostraca; Decapoda; Portunidae.